GUUCCCCUCCAUGGCCACCAGGGGGCAGGGCAGACCUGUGGCAGUGCUGGCUUCAGGCCUGUACCAGGCAGAGCUGAGGGAGCGGAUGGCAGUACCUCCCUCCAAGGCCCUAAAGAGGACCUGGCAGGACACAGGCUGGGGCUGGGAACCCUGCCCCGGUGGGAUGCUCAGGAGGCUGCCCUUCCAGGUGAUCGUGUAUGAAAUGGAGAACUUCCAGGGCAAGCGGUGCGAGCUCUCGGCUGAGUGCCCCAACCUGACAGAAAGCCUGCUGGAGAAGGUGGGCUCCAUCCAAGUGGAGUCGGGGCCGUGGCUGGCAUUUGAGCGCAGGGCCUUCCGCGGGGAGCAGUAUGUGCUGGAGAAGGGGGAUUAUCCUCGCUGGGACGCGUGGUCCAACAGCCACCGCAGUGACAGCCUCCUGUCCCUCCGGCCUCUGCAAAUCGAUGGUCCGGAUCACAAGCUGCAUCUCUUUGAGAACCCAGCUUUCGGCGGCCGCAAGAUGGAGAUAGUGGACGAUGACGUGCCCAGCCUCUGGGCUCACGGCUUCCAGGACCGUGUGGCGAGCGUCCGGGCCAUCAACGGGACGUGGGUUGGUUACGAGUUCCCCGGCUACCGCGGCCGCCAGUACGUGUUUGAGCGGGGUGAGUACCGCCACUGGAACGAGUGGGACGCCAACCAGCCACAGCUGCAGUCUGUGCGCCGCAUCCGCGACCAGAAGUGGCACAAGCGGGGCUGCUUCCUCAGCAGCUGAAGGGCGCCCAGGCCCCAGUGGCCCAGGCCCGCCCUGGGGGGCAGCAAGGGCAAGAAGAGGCGG
This is a messenger RNA of Balaenoptera acutorostrata (minke whale), 811 nucleotides long. It is a transcript of the gene CRYBB3, whose product is annotated as crystallin beta B3. NCBI's taxonomy places the organism in Eukaryota, Metazoa, Chordata, Mammalia, Artiodactyla, Balaenopteridae. Gene Ontology annotation, biological process: lens development in camera-type eye; visual perception. Bases 11 to 748 code for a protein of 245 amino acids. Gene Ontology annotation, molecular function: structural constituent of eye lens. The transcript is spliced from 4 exons. The record is from RefSeq and is a predicted model, not a curated record.